GGACCGGCGGGGGCGGGGAGUCUGUCUUAGGGGCAGGCACGCGGGCGGCGGGUGUUUAGGAUCAAUGAGCCAAUGCCCAGGGCAGAGCCUGGGGCAAGGGGUUAGCGGGACCCCCCCCUGUUGUGGGAGGGGAGGGGGCAGCUCUGCAGAGACGCUGCCCUGGGGACAGAGCUGCAGGUGGGGCUCAAGAGCUGCUGGGGGCAGCAGCUGAAGGUGACGCCCAAGGAUUGGGGCCCAAUGCUUUACAGCUUCCUGUGUCUUAAAAGCGCUGUAAGAUGGUGAACGAAUGCAAACAGCACCUCGUAUUGUGGAACAAACAAGAGGAUGGCCAAAUCUGAACCUCGGGAAAGAAACUAUGACAACAUGGUAAAAAUGCUGGAGGACCUGAACAGGGAUUUAGAAAAACUUCUGGAAGAAAUGGAGAAACUAUCAGUGCAGGCAACCUGGAUGGCAUAUGAUAUGGUGGUAAUGCGUACCAACCCAGACUUGGCCAACUCCAUGAGGCGACUGGAAGAUGCAUUCCUGAACUGCAAAGAAGAGAUGGAAAAGAACUGGCAAGAGAUGCUGAAGGAAACUAAAGGCACUGAACAAAAACAGGAAUAAACAGUCCUCAUAUCUGUCGGUGAAAUUGCAACAGGAGAUCAUUUCAGACUCAUUUUGUUCAGUCAGAAAAUAUCUACUGAUGCCUUACAAAUGGAUUAUCUUCUAGUUUAUUAAGCAUUAUUGUUGUGACUAUAUAUAUACACAGAUGUGUUCUGCCAAAUACAUGUAUUGUUGAAACAAAAAGUUAACAAUGUCUCUGUUUUUAAUCUAUUCUUAUCCUAUGAUUUUAGGCAUAGUAUUAUAAUUAUAUUAUAUUUAUCAUAUACAUAACUGAUCUUUUUUUGAUAUCUUCCUGGAGGAUCCCAAUCUGAUUUACAAAUUGUAGAUUUAGAAAUCUCUUUGCCCUCUUCUAAAAAGCAGAUGCUUCUGCAAUGGAACACAGCAUUAUUUUGCUUUAGCAACUGGCCUUAGGAAGAAAAACAAAGAGCAAUUUCUCCAGUUGAAAGAACAGAUACAAUUCCAGAUUGACCCAAUAUGGUUCAAUAUGGGUUGAUUAUGUUCAGACAUCCAUAGUUAUUUCAUAGUGUUUCUUUGACUUUUUUAACCUUUUCUAUGUAUUGUUUCUCAAAAUUGUCCCAGAAAGAAAGCUGUUUUAAUCUCUCUGUUGUAAAGAAGUUGUAUGUGUUAUUACAGUGAGAAUUGUAUGGUG
Molecule: messenger RNA, 1252 nt
Organism: Mauremys reevesii (Reeves's turtle)
Lineage: Eukaryota; Metazoa; Chordata; Testudines; Geoemydidae
Gene: SYCE3
Product: synaptonemal complex central element protein 3
Exons: 4
Coding region: 325-603 (92 amino acids)
Biological process (GO): reciprocal meiotic recombination; spermatogenesis; synaptonemal complex assembly
Cellular component (GO): central element
Source: RefSeq, a predicted model, not a curated record